GCUGGCACGUGACUUGCUCCUUUGGCGCUGAGGACGAGGAAGCCUUGAGGCCGGAGCUUGGUCUGGGAGGGAUGGAGCGCUGAGCCGUUAACGUCUGCCAGGCGGCCCGCCUCCGUACCUGUUAUCUGCUGCCAGUUCCUCGUCUGACACCUUCCUGGAGUCUCUCUUGAUUUUGGAAGAAAUACUGGAUAACAAACAUGACUGAGUUCUGGCUUAUAUCAGCUCCUGGGGAGAAAACCUGUCAACAAACAUGGGAGAAAUUGCAUGCAGCAACUACAAAGAACAAUAAUCUUGCUAUUAGUUCAAAGUUCAACAUUCCUGACUUAAAGGUUGGCACACUGGAUGUCUUGGUUGGUCUGUCGGAUGAACUGGCUAAACUGGAUGCAUUCGUAGAAGGGGUGGUUAAGAAAGUGGCUCAAUAUAUGGCUGACGUAUUAGAGGACAGUAAAGACAAGGUUCAGGAGAAUCUCUUGGCAAACGGAGUUGACUUGGUUACUUAUAUAACAAGGUUUCAGUGGGACAUGGCUAAAUACCCAAUCAAGCAGUCCCUGAAAAAUAUUUCUGAAAUAAUUGCCAAGGGAGUAACUCAGAUCGACAAUGACCUGAAAUCUCGAGCAUCUGCAUAUAAUAACCUGAAGGGGAAUCUUCAGAAUUUGGAACGAAAGAAUGCGGGAAGUUUGCUAACUAGAAGUCUAGCAGAAAUUGUGAAGAAGGAUGACUUCGUUCUUGAUUCAGAGUAUCUCGUCACGUUACUGGUUGUAGUUCCCAAGUUAAACCACAAUGACUGGAUUAAGCAGUAUGAAACACUAGCUGAAAUGGUAGUUCCAAGGUCUAGCAAUGUUCUCUCAGAGGACCAAGAUAGUUACCUUUGUAAUGUCACGUUGUUCAGGAAGGCAGUUGAUGACUUCAGACACAAAGCCAGGGAAAACAAAUUCAUUGUUCGUGACUUCCAGUAUAAUGAAGAGGAGAUGAAAGCAGACAAAGAAGAAAUGAACAGGCUUUCUACUGACAAGAAAAAGCAAUUUGGACCACUUGUGCGGUGGCUGAAAGUGAAUUUCAGUGAAGCAUUUAUUGCGUGGAUUCAUGUGAAAGCCUUGAGGGUUUUUGUUGAAUCUGUUCUAAGGUAUGGCCUGCCAGUGAACUUUCAAGCAAUGCUACUUCAGCCCAAUAAGAAAACAAUGAAGAGACUAAGAGAAGUAUUAUAUGAAUUGUAUAAACAUCUAGAUAGUAGUGCGGCAGCUAUUAUUGAUGCACCUAUGGAUAUUCCAGGCUUAAACCUGAGUCAACAGGAAUACUACCCCUAUGUAUACUACAAGAUUGAUUGCAACUUGCUGGAAUUCAAGUAAAAACGAGCUCCUCCCAGACAGCCCUGUCCUUGUGUUGGUGUAAUAGCUAACAGAAAUAGGCUGAAGUAUGGCAGUACCUUUAACUCUGUUAUCCUUUGCUUGCUCGUGACCCCUUUUCCUAGGUGAAUUCUCCCAUUGUAGUCCAUUUCUGAACAGUUUCUUUUUAAAGGGAAAUGUAUGUCUCGUUUCUUUUUAUUGAUCAGGUCUGUAAAUGUGUACUAAAAAAAAUCAGAGUCUAUUUAUAAACAGAAUAGUUUAUUUAAAGAGGUCUUUCCUCAUCGAUGUUGUGAUAGGCAUAAUUCCAUUUGUUACUAUUGUGCACAAAAGCCUUGUUUACAAGGGAAUGGUAUAAACAUUUAUACCAUUUUGUUCACUGUAUUCAGUAGACAUAACUGUUAAAUAGUUACUUGAUCAUGAUGUGAAGAUAUGUGACAAUAUUCAGAUAUGUGCUUUCUGAAUGUUUUAAAUAUAAUUGAUGAGCUUUGUUGACACCCACAGGAGAGAAUAAAAUUACCUGUGCAAAGGUG
This is a messenger RNA of Phyllostomus hastatus (greater spear-nosed bat), 1873 nucleotides long. RefSeq names its product ATPase H+ transporting V1 subunit C1 (gene ATP6V1C1). Gene Ontology annotation, molecular function: proton-transporting ATPase activity, rotational mechanism. Gene Ontology annotation, biological process: proton transmembrane transport. The transcript is spliced from 13 exons. The record is from RefSeq and is a predicted model, not a curated record. Bases 198 to 1346 code for a protein of 382 amino acids. Gene Ontology annotation, cellular component: lysosomal membrane; vacuolar proton-transporting V-type ATPase, V1 domain. Lineage: Eukaryota; Metazoa; Chordata; Mammalia; Chiroptera; Phyllostomidae.